Orbicella faveolata is the source of this 2155-nucleotide messenger RNA. RefSeq names its product substance-K receptor-like. Gene Ontology annotation, cellular component: plasma membrane. Gene Ontology annotation, molecular function: G protein-coupled receptor activity. The record is from RefSeq and is a predicted model, not a curated record. Gene Ontology annotation, biological process: G protein-coupled receptor signaling pathway. Lineage: Eukaryota; Metazoa; Cnidaria; Anthozoa; Scleractinia; Merulinidae.
AAUAGCCGACUUAACCCUUGGCCAGAAUUAUUGCAUUAAAAGAAAGAUACGUACAUGUUAGACGAGAUGAACACCUAACCUUGCAAAUGUAAGAAACUUUUCUCUGUGAUAUUACUUGUUAUUUUUCAAGAUCAUUAGCGUCAAGAGGUUAACUGCAUGGGAAAAUUCACACAAUAAGCACAUAUCAGUUAGGCGAUUCGAGUUGAAUUACUUGUUGUGAAUGUUCUAUUUCAGAAACAAUUUCUGCUAUAUUGUAAACAACAUGAACAAUACUACUAGCAAUCUCACCAACGAAACCUUCCCGGAAAAACACGAAUAUGAGACGUACGAAGAUUGUCCUCCGAUUGAGAAAAGAACAGCACUUGAAAAUGUUGUCAAGAUCACAGCAUACGUGGUGAUAAUGGCAAUCUCGUUGGUUGGUAAUAUCUUAAUAAUAUCUGUCACUCGACGCACUCGGAGCAUGCAAAAGGUCGCUUUUAAUUUUGUGGUGAACAUGGCCAUUGCUGAUCUUUGUACCACAAUCAUUAACAUGCCAGAGUCCCUAGCAGUUGAGAUACGCGAUUCAGAUGAAUGGAUGCCAGGCGACGUGGGGAUUGUGAUUUGCAAGCUUUUGCCUUUCUGCCAAGAGGUGUGUGCAUUCUGUUCCAUUCUUAGCCUGUUGGUGAUUGCACUGGACAGAUAUUUUGCUAUUUGUCUCCCUCUCAAGAGAAUUAUGACCAGAAGACUCUCGAAGAUUAUUAUUUUGAGUACCUGGCUGAUUCCUUGUAUAUCGAGCGCGCCCAUGAUCGUAGCAAACAACGUGGUGGAAAUAGAAGGACAACUCUACUGCGUUGAAAAAUGGCCAGCUCCAUUCGACGACGACAAAGCAUCGACGGAUUAUACCAUAAUUCUCUUUGCGUUGUUCUACAUGCUGCCUUUGGUUAUCAUAUCAACUCUGUACGGCUGUGUUAUUUAUAAAAUCUGGCGUAGAAAGACUCCUGGAAACCGCUCCUCACUGGCAAAUCGUCUUUAUUCUCGAAGCAGAAGAAAAGCAUUGAAAAUGUUCAUAGCAAUUGUCAUUUGUUUCGCACUUUGCUGGCUGCCAUAUCAUGUUUCAUUCUUUUUAAUGUCCUACGACGAGAAUUUCCAUUGUGGGCUUCCUAAAGAUCUCUAUUUCAUGGUGCUGUUUUUUUCGCAUGCUAUAAGUGCUGUAAAUCCAUGCAUUUACAUGAUGUUCAACAAAGACUACCGUAACGGAGUCAAGCGCCUGUCAUCUUGCGCUAGGAGAUCAAAUGCACUGUAUCCUGAAAACAACACUGGAACUGAUGUUAAUUCUCAAACAGGCGUACGCGAACACCACGAGAUGACCACGUUAUUUUCUCGUGGCCCCAGAAGUGGAAUCCGAGACGUAAUGCAGAAAAGAAAACCAACAAGUGAUGCUAUUACAGGGAAAGCUUACGUGGUAAAUUACAAUCAUGGGUUCGCAGAAUGAGGGAUUUGUAGCUUACUGAAGAUUCUUAUCAACUGAUUUACCCGAGGAAUACAAUGCUUACAUCUGCAAGAGGAAAUUUCUUACGGAUAAGCUUUACCUCAUAGUAUCUAACUGAAUAUAUGCGAGUAAAGUAUUUAUAAUGUUGUAUCAAAAAGUUGAAAGGAGUGCAUUGAAUUGCAUGUAUAUUAUAAACAGUAAUCAAAUGAUUUUGCUCAUGCAAUUUGGGAAUAAAUAAGCAUUCCUCCGUCUGUCUGGUACACUUUUCAAAGACGUCAUAUUGCAAAACUGUAAAAUUGACCCAGAUUAAAACAUCGCACCCAAAUACGAAUAUGAAAUCACUAAGCACAACAACUAACUAACGUGGAAAAUAUUCCUCUUAUAUACGCGUUAUUGAAAGCCUUCGCUAACGUUAUUUCAAACAAAGACAACUUAUAUAUUGCACAGAAGUUGUCUUUUGCAGUUUUAUUCCAAGCCCCAAAACAAGUAAUAUAUAUUUAAGUUUUAAAUGAGAGAAAAAGAAUUUAAACUUAGCAUAGAGAAUUCCUUACUCAGAACGAGAGGUACAUUAUUUACCGAUCCAGAGAACAGUAGCUGAGAGGGUCAACUUAUCUGUACAGGAGACCAUUACUUUAGGAGUGUAAACAUAUUUAUGCGACAUAAUAUCAUCUGCCUUUAAAAUCAUGA